This is a messenger RNA of Ixodes scapularis (black-legged tick), 1290 nucleotides long. RefSeq names its product zinc finger protein 431-like. Lineage: Eukaryota; Metazoa; Arthropoda; Arachnida; Ixodida; Ixodidae. The coding region runs from base 1 to 1290 and encodes 429 amino acids. The record is from RefSeq and is a predicted model, not a curated record. Gene Ontology annotation, molecular function: DNA-binding transcription factor activity, RNA polymerase II-specific; RNA polymerase II cis-regulatory region sequence-specific DNA binding. Gene Ontology annotation, biological process: regulation of transcription by RNA polymerase II. The transcript has 4 exons.
AUGUGCCCAAAUGGCGACUAUGUGCAGAAGAACAGGGUAGGCCUUUGCGAAAAAGAGGCGUCAGGCAAUGACUUGUAUGACCUGUGCACCCUUGAGAGACAGGUCUCGACGGUCACUUGUGUCAGCCUAGUCAAGCCGAUUCACCGAGUGUUUGACUGCGGGGGCGUGACAUUAAAGUUGCAACUGGACACUGGGGCCCCUGUGUCGACUGUCACGUGGCCCACGUAUAUCAAGCAUCAGGAUGACUGGCCAAGGUUACACAAGACGUCACUGCAGCUGUCCUGUUUCUUGGGCAAACUACCUGUACGAGGGCGACUGGACGUUCAAGUGUCUUUCCAAGGUGAUGGAGCCACAUUGUUGGGGGAGACCAGCUGCACACUAAAAGUCACGGAGGACAUCUGGAUCGAAUGCUGUUCCUGCACCUAUGUCACCACAGAUCAGCAUGUAAUUGUGAGCCACCUAGCUGCCCAUGGUGAUGAACAAUCCGAGAUCCAGCAUCCUCGCAUGUCUGGCUGUAAGUCCCAAGUUCUUGGCAACAUUCAGAAACACAAGAGUGAAAAGCCAUUUAAGUGCAAGCAGUGCCUCCAAGCCUUUGCUCGAAAUUCCAAUCUGACAAUUCAUAAUCGAAUGCACACUGGUGAAAAGCCAUAUAAGUGCAAGCAGUGCCCCCAAGCCUUUGCUCAGAAUUCCUCUCUACAAAGGCAUAAUCGAACACACACUGGCGAUAAGCCUUUUAAGUGCAAGCAGUGCCCCCGAGCCUUUGCUCAAAAUUCCUUUGCUCGAAUUUUCAAUCUGAGAAAUCAUAACCGGACACACACUGGUGAAAAGCCAUUUAAGUGCAAGCAGUGCCCCAAAGCCUUUGCUCAAGAUUCCAAACUCCAAAACCAUAAUCAAACACACACAGGUGAAAAGCCAUUUAAGUGCAAUCUGUGCCCCAGGGCCUUUGCUCGAAAUUCGUAUCUGAAGAAUCAUAAUCAAACACAUACUGGUGAAAAGCCAUUUAAGUGCAUGCAAUGCCCCAAAGCUUUUGCUGAAAAUUUCAAGCUGAAAUUGCAUAAUCGAUCACACACUGAUGAAAAGCCAUUUAAGUGCAAAAAGUGCCUCCAAGCCUUUGUUCGAAAUUCCAAUCUGAGAAUUCAUAAUCGAAUCCACACUGGUGAAAAGCCAAUUAAGUGCAAGCAGUGUGCCCAAGCCUUUGCUCAGAAUUCCUCUCUACACAGGCAUAAUCAAACACACACCGAGCAGCUGCUUUGUGUUCUGCACCUGAAUGUACAUUGGGUCAUGCUCUAG